Molecule: messenger RNA, 852 nt
Organism: Cinara cedri
Lineage: Eukaryota; Metazoa; Arthropoda; Insecta; Hemiptera; Aphididae
Source: the annotation of a GenBank genome assembly
AUGGGUGCAGGGAGCGAAAUGUUGACCAAGGACCUAAAAAUAAUGAGUUAUUAUUUUUAUAAGUGGAGAUUAAAUCCCAACCCGUCCAAGACAGAAGUAUGUGCUUUCCAUCUCUAUAACAGACAAGUGGAUAGUGAGCUUCAGGUACAGUUUAACAACACGAUAAUAAAACACAACCCCUCUCCUAAGUACCUAGGAGUGACCUUAGAUCGCUGUCUAACUUUUAAGAAGCAUUUAGAAAAUUUACAGAAGAAGGUGAGAUCAAGGAUAAAUCUUUUACAUAAAUUAGCUGGGACAGGAUGGGGGUCAGAUGCACAUACACUAAGAAUUGCAUCCCUAGCACUAGUGUAUUCUACAGCUGAAUACUGUUCAGGUGCUUGGCUUAGAUUAGAAGUUCUGGUUAGAUUAAUUGUAAAACAGGAUCCGUUAAACAAUUCUAUGUUAUCACAAAUACAUCUGAAAUCUAGAAAACCCCCUUGGAUCACUGCUCAACACCUUAUUCUGACCAACUUUAAUUCAACAACGGAAUGGCGUACUGCAUGGAAUAAUCUUACAUUCAAGAAUGCUGACUUAGUCGUUGACCCUACACAACCUCUGGAGGGUUUCAAACUACCCUGUCAAGAGUGGGUAUCUUUAAACCGUAUCAGAACCGGUCAUGGAAGGUGUGGUUAUUCUAUGCACCAGUGGAAGCUUCGAGAUAAUCCUGCUUGUGAUUGUGGAAAUGCGGCUCAGACAAUACAACACAUUGUGUCAGGCUAUCCUAAAAAAAAAUUCGAAGGUAAAAUGAGUGAUUUCUUUAGAUUAACAAGUGAAGCUCUUGAUUGGAUAGCUACCUUGGACAUCAGACUGUAG